This is a messenger RNA of Xiphophorus maculatus (southern platyfish), 2027 nucleotides long. Its product is annotated as galanin receptor type 2-like. Bases 150 to 1160 code for a protein of 336 amino acids. NCBI's taxonomy places the organism in Eukaryota, Metazoa, Chordata, Actinopteri, Cyprinodontiformes, Poeciliidae. The record is from RefSeq and is a predicted model, not a curated record. Gene Ontology annotation, cellular component: plasma membrane. The transcript is spliced from 2 exons. Gene Ontology annotation, biological process: G protein-coupled receptor signaling pathway. Gene Ontology annotation, molecular function: G protein-coupled receptor activity.
CUCUCUCUGCGGCAUACGGCAUAUCGUAGCUAAAUCCACUCGGAUCUGUGGUCUGGGUGCAGUGCGUAAUGAGCUGUGCGCCUCCAGGAGCCGCGCGUCGACGCUGCUGUGCGCAAACCAAACCAACUGAACCAAAAUAGUAGAGAAACAUGAAUCUGUCCUCCACGAACUCCUCUGCGUGGAAAGCGGAGUCCGUGCUGAUUUCGGUGGGAUUUUCUCUCAUCUUUCUGCUUGGCAUCGCGGGGAACUCUCUGGUCCUUGCAGUUCUUUGUCGCAACGGACAGAUGAGCACCAAGACCACCAACAUGUUCAUCUUCAGUCUGGGGGUGGCCGACCUCUGCUUCAUUGUUUUCUGCGUGCCGUUCCAAGCGACCAUCUACACCCUGGAUCAGUGGGUCUUUGGUCCGGUGCUUUGCAGAGUCGUGCACUUCAUCAUCUUCCUCACCAUGUACGCCAGCAUCUUCACACUGACCGCCGUUUCCCUGGACAGGUAUUUAGCCAUAUGUUACCCACUUCGCUCCCGGCAGAUGAGGACUCCAAAGAACGCCCUCAUCUCCAUCUGCCUGGUUUGGUCUUUGGCUUUGGUUUUCUCCACACCAUACCUUAGCUACUUCUCUCAGAUGGACCUUGAUGGCACCUUGCUGUGUAUUCCUGCCUGGGAGCCCAGACCUCGCUUCAUAAUGGACUUGUGGACCUUCAUCUUUGGAUACCUCAUCCCCGUCCUGGUGCUCAGCCUCACAUAUGCUCGCACCAUCCGCUACCUGUGGACCAGCGUAGAUCCUGUCAAAGACAAGUCAGAGUCAAGGCGUUCCAAGCGGAAAGUCACCAAAAUGAUCCUGAUUGUGGCUGCUCUAUUCUGUCUCUGCUGGCUCCCUCAUCACCUCGUCAUCCUCUGCAUGUGGUUCGGACAAUUCCCCCUCAACCACACAACAUACGCCCUACGCAUCCUCUCCCAUUUGGUGGCCUACGCCAAUUCUUGCCUCAAUCCCAUUGUCUACGCACUCGUCUCCAAGCAUUUCCGCAAAGGUUUCCAGAAGGUCUUCAGCUGCUCGAGGACGAGGAGGGAGGAGAACAGGGUGCACGUCAUCCAGGCAGUGAACACAGUCAGCAAUAUUGAGACGAGACCCUCAGAGGAAGAAGCAGCUUCCACUGCAACCUGACAGAAGAGAAACUCUGAGAAAUGUCUCUUAAAAAUGAUAAAUUCUGUAAAUAUUAUUGAUUUUGUUGCUAUUAAUAAUUGGUAAAAAAAAAAAAAAAAAAAGUGAAAAAGGAACUUUGAAGGAAGAUGCAGACUGUUUUUAUUUAUUAUUGUUGUUAAAAUUAUUCUCUGUGUUGGCAUAACCUUAGGUGUUAGACUAAAGGCUAAAAGGUUGUUCCUACCCAAAUGUAGUUUUAUCCAUUUGAUAAACACCAGCCUCAUGCAGGUAUAGAUUCUCAGUCACACAGGGCAUGACCUCAGUACUUAAGAAGGUAAUUGGACUUCUUUCUUGCUUCUGUUUAAUCUCUCAUCCUUGUUCCGAACUGAUGAAGCCUUUAGUUUCUGUUGUGAUUUUUUCUUUAGAUUCUACACACACAGGCUGUGUCUAUUUUCUAAGCAGUAUGGUGGGAAAUUACCAUGCUGAUAUUCUUGUGCAUAAAUAUUUGAAAAGACAAAUGUGGCACAUUCAGGUACCUGGAAAUUGUACCUAAAGACAGUCUAUUAUUUUAGAAUGAUUGUCUUUUGACACAAUGUGUGUAAAUAUCUGGUUUCAACUACUGUAUAUAUAACAGGGUCCAUAAGAUGUAGAGUAUUUGUGAUGGAAUGCCCAUAUCUUUUUAUGUAUUGCUCCAAUCUUGUGAAAUAUUAGGGACACUACUGGUAAAUGAGGCUGUGCAAAGUAUUAAUAGCAGAUGUGUUGAUAAAUUAAAUGUUUGAUUUUUCAAAACUUUUCAGUAAAAAAUUGAAGUCUUUUUACACAUACUUAAAAGUAAUACAAGUUUUCAAGUUCUGAGCCCAAUAACUAAGACAUACAGUUAUAAUAUUCCUU